Molecule: messenger RNA, 1779 nt
Organism: Coniophora puteana RWD-64-598 SS2
Lineage: Eukaryota; Fungi; Basidiomycota; Agaricomycetes; Boletales; Coniophoraceae
Product: glycoside hydrolase family 71 protein
Exons: 9
Coding region: 369-1694 (441 amino acids)
Biological process (GO): mating projection tip cell wall disassembly
Molecular function (GO): glucan endo-1,3-alpha-glucosidase activity
Source: RefSeq, a predicted model, not a curated record
GGGAAGCAAUCGCCAUGCUUGACCCUACUUGUAGCGAUCGACAAUCUUUUCGACAUAUCUUCAGGCCCCAACGGCUCAGCUGAAAUCCAUUCAGUUUCGAAUGCGAUGCUGUGAACGUUUCCAAGGACAACACCACGUAAAGCUUGUUUCAUCAUUGACAGCGUGACUCUCAACGCCCAAAACUGACAGGUCAUGAUGUGUCACCAUCAGUCAUGAUGCCAUGAACAAAGAACCGCGCGGUAGCUCCUGCUACUAGCAACAGGCUGCAACAGUCGAUCAACUUUCGUCAUCUCAAGAUAUGCUCCCGGAGUAUAUAUCCCUCCGAAGAGACCCAUGGAGAAAUAUAUUACCCUCCCAUCUGUACCCCGAUGCGUCUCUCGUCCUUCCUUGGGCUCGCGCAGACCGUCGCGAUCGCCGCCCUCGGCGCGCUCGCUCUUCCCGCGUACGAGACGAAUGAGCUCGUCGCGCGCGACGGCCAGAAGUAUGUCUUUGCGCACUUCAUCGUCGGCAUCGUCGCAUCGUACACCCAGGACGACUGGACGGCCGACAUGAAGCUUGCUCAAUCCAUUGGCAUCGACGGCUUUGCGCUCAACAUCGGCAAGGACGGAUACAACGACCAGCAGCUCGGAUACGCAUACGACGCCGCCGCGGCGCUCAACUUCUCCGUCUUCAUCUCCUUUGACUUCCACUACUGGACCAACGACGACGUCGCCGCCAUCGCGCAGAACCUCACUGCUUACUCCGCCAAGCCUGCGCAGUUCAAGGUUGGCGAGGCAGCGUUCGUGUCCUCGUUCGUGGGCGAUGGGUACGACUGGGGGAGCACCGCGACGCAGGCGGGCAUCCAGCUGUACGCGUGCCCGAACUGGCAAUCCGGUUCCUUUGCGGGCGCGAGCGGGGUGAGCUGUGGCUUCAGCUGGAACGCGUGGGCGAGCGAGAACAACAGCCCGAUCGACCAGAACAUCACCACUGACGGCGACAACGCGUACAUCUCGGCCCUCGGCAGCAUGCCCUACAUGAUGCCGAUCUCGCCCUGGUUCAACACCCACUACGGCCCUGCCCCUUCGUACGACAAGAACUGGAUCUUCUACUCAGACUGGCAGUGGAACCUCCGCUGGCAGCAGGCUCUCCAGCUCGCGCCGCAGUUCCUCGAGAUCUUGACCUGGAACGACUUCGGCGAGUCCCACUAUAUCGGCCCUCUCCACCCCGAUAACACCGACGUGUACGCUGGCGGCGCGACUGGCGCUGUUCAAUGGGUCACUGGCAUGCCUCACGAUGCAUGGCGCGACGUCGCAGCUCCGUACAUCAAGGCAUUCAAGGCUGGCGCUCAGUCCCCCACUGUUGACACCGAAGAACUCGUCUUCUACUACCGCCCAUCCCCCAAAGACGCCCCCUGCAGCGACAGCGUCCCCCAGCCCACCGGGUACGACGACGACGACGACUCGGUCUUCGUCAUCGCGAUGACCACGUCCGACGGGACGGUCGUCAUCACCUCGGGCUCGAACGCGCCCGUGUCGAUCCCCGUGUCCGCGGGCAUCACGACCGUGAGCGCGCCGAUGGCGACGGGCACGCAGACGUUUGAGCUGCUGCACGGCACGACGAGCGCGAUGAAGGGGUCGGGCGAUCUGCAGGUCAGCAGCGACUGCACGGUGUAUAACUUUAAUGCGUUUGUGGGGAGUGUUACGGCGUCGUCGUGAGGUAGAGUAGAGACUUGUGUACGCAUGUUCGAGCUUUCAUUCGAUGGGCUUGUUGGUAUUGGCUAAUUUAUUCGUUCGUGAUGUC